AUGUCCUUGAGCAAUGCUGCCGUCUCGCUGGACUGUUCCGACAACAUUUCCAUCGCAACUACUUCAACUACUACGUCGACACCCAUCGAGAAAGAGGAGGCUCCUAUUGUGGCACCUCCAAAGUCACCAUCACUAUCACCAUCACUACUACUACCACCAUCACCACCAUCACCACCAUCACCACAACCACCACAACCACCACAACCAGAAGAAAAACAACAACCUAUUCUCGACUCAGCAAAACCCCUUUCUUCUCCAGAACACCCUGAUAAGCAAACAGAACAAGGGCAAGAACAAGAGGAUAACGGGGGACAGAAAGGAAAACAGGCGGAACAAGCGGAGCAUCAUGAAACUAAUUCAACUAAAUACUCAGGCGCUACUGAGUCUCCCCUUGAGGCAUUCAAACCUAAAGAACAAGUCAUAAGCUUCGACUUCGAGGAUACCCCACUUAUUGCGGACGACGAGGUGGAUGAUGAAGAGAGCGAGUAUGAUCUAUCGAAAACUUUGGAGGAGGAAAUGGCACAAAUGUCUAAAAUUCGUGGACGGGACCGAGAAACAAUGCCGGGCGCUAAACGCGUUUUGAAGAGAGUACGUGUACGGAAAGACACGUCAUCAUCUAAGCGGCGAACGAAGAAGCACAACCUCCGUGCAACGAUGAAUUCGGCCGUCAUUGCGGAGAAGUUGGCGGCGGAAAGGGGUGAAAGGAGUGGAGGAAAGGAGCCAUUAAGGAGUGGAGGAAAGGAGCCAUCAAGGAGGGAGAAGAAGAAGGAACGUUUGGCGGCUGUGGUGGAGUGGAAGCCGAUUGUUGAACCGGUCUCGAAGCCGCGAGCACGGCCUAGUGGGCUGAGGUUCAGCAUGAAUUGUUAUUCCGACCCGGAGGAUGAUGAUGAUGAUGAAGGGCAAGGGUCAGAGCAAACUGGCCACAAGAGGAAGAGGGAGGAUCAGGAUUUGGGCGACGAGGACGACGAGGACGAGUCUCUGGACGGGUACUUUGCCGAAUCCACCAUGUGUCGCUACUACUUGAAUUUUUAUUUCAUUUUUUCCUUUACAGUACAUUAA
Morchella importuna is the source of this 1059-nucleotide messenger RNA. RefSeq lists its product as uncharacterized. The record is from RefSeq and is a predicted model, not a curated record. The coding region runs from base 1 to 1059 and encodes 352 amino acids. NCBI's taxonomy places the organism in Eukaryota, Fungi, Ascomycota, Pezizomycetes, Pezizales, Morchellaceae. The transcript is spliced from 3 exons.